CCAAGGCCUAUCUCCAUGAUCUUUAUGAGCUUUUCAUGGACAGUGGAUGUUUACCUGUAUUGUUACCCAGGUUGGCAGGGGUUUUCUAAUCUGGCUUUUUGAAGGGAUUUUUUUAAUGACCCACGAUACAGUUGUCAAACAUAGCAAUACACCACUAUCCAAAUAGAAGCAAGCAGUAGUGUUCUUGUCACCUGAUCAUUGGCUUUCAUGGCAUUUCAGAUAAUAAGUCCUUGGUCAGAUGGUCAUUGAUUCUCGUAUGUAAAGGAGUCCCCAACUAAAGGAUGUUUGUAGGCUCUUUUAUAACAGACUGAUUGUGUUGAUAUUAAGACCAUAAAGAAUGUUGACUCUACUCGUAGAGCAAAACUUUUAAAAUUAUUCUUAAGGGAUCAAGAUGUUCACAGUGAAACGCCUCGCAAAUAAACACUUAACAGGUGCAUCAAGUGUUGGAAACUGAUCUGUGAGAUGUUCAUUUAGAGAUCUGCUUCUUGAGUGUUCUUGCUCUGUUCAUGAAGAUUGCAAACCAUGAAAGAGACCAUCACGGGACGCACCAGAACACUGUUUCUGCAAAUGUUGACGGGUUGACUGCAUCUUAACUCCAUGAGAAGUGGAAUUAGUGGAUGAGAAGUGGAAUUAGUGGAUGCACUACAUGAGGCAAGUGGAUAUCCAUUCAAGAUCAGCAAGCAACGGAUUAAGAAAGAAAUACGUGUGCGGUAUAUGAAAAGUCUUCAUCUGAAUCUCCCGAUAUCGACGUUGACGAUGGGCUGAUGACAGCUAUGGUGGGUGUGGCCAAGAAGAUGCUCCCUGAUAGCGGGGCCAGCGGUCCCGCGACCACCCAAGGGAACUCCGGCGACGUGGACCUGAGCAACACAGAGCACCGAGACUUCCAGGGCAAGCUGCUGCAUCAGGCCGCCAUCUACUCCAACUUCCCGCUACUGGAGGACCUGCUGAAGUGGGAGCAGCGGAGGUACAUCAACGAGAGGGACUCCUUCGGCCGGACGGCGCUGCACGCCGUCUGCGCUUCCGAGGUAUCCGAGAGAGAGGAGAGCAUCGAGUGCGUCAGAUUACUCCUUGACGCUGGAGCCGACCCUAACAUUGCUGCAGCUGAGAAGUACAAUUAUUAUACGCCUUUGCACGUAGCAGCCAAAGAUGGGAAGGUGAAGAUAGCCUGCCUCCUGGUCCAGUACGGUGCCGAUCUAGAGAACCGUGACAUCAAACGCUUGACCCCCCUGGAGCUGGCCAGGAACAAUUUUCAGGCGGAUUGCGUGAGCUUCUUGCAGAUCACUCAAGUUGAGCGGGAGAGAUUGCGGUCCAACUUGGAGCCCAACUUGCUGGAAGCUUGCAGCAGUGUGAAGGAACUACGUCAGAUCCUCCGCCGGAUCGGCUACAGCGCCAUCAACAGGGAGUGUAAGGAAACGCCCUUGUACAGGGCAUCACUUGGUGGCCAUCUUAGCGUUGUUAAGUUUCUACUGGAUCACCAUGCCAACGGCAAACCCAACCGUGAUACAAAGCAGACGCCUCUGUAUGCUGCUUGCCUCAAUGGCCACCUUGAUGUCGCUAAAUUGCUGCUGCAGCAUUUUCCAGCCAUGGCCAGCGAUCAGACCAAUGAGAUGGAGAUCCCACUGCACGCUGCUGCCAAGCAAGGCAACGCAGGCAUCAUUAAACUGCUCCUGGAGUUUGAUUACAAGUCGGCGUUGGAUGAGAAAGGAUUCUGCCAGCUGGAUCAGUCAGCAGCGACAAGCACCUUUAAGUCCUACAAAGGUGAUUUACCAUUCUAUCUCAACCUGCGAAAUAUCAACGGCCAAACUGCCCUCUAUCUGGCAUGCACUGCCGGUCAUGUUGAAGUGGCCAGAGCCCUGUUGGAAUACCAGCCCGCUGGCUGUGUCGUACCAAACUUUGGCCAUGGAAAGAAGCAGGCUUACAUCGACGUCGACUGCUAUACUGUGAUUGGUCGGACUCCGCUUCACAGCGCUGUCUUAGCCGGCAACAUUGAGAUUGUCUCGUUGCUGCUGAAGCAUGGGGCGGACGUAAAUCUGCCCGUAAAAUCAAUCAAGUGCCUCUUUGGGUCGCGGGGCAGCAACGCAAGCCUCAUAGAAGGCCGGGUGACUGAGAAGAUGCACAUCCCCAAAGAAGACAAUUCCAUCCUGUGCGAGGCAUGCAGCAUAUGUGAAUAUAACUUGGACAUCAUCGCGAUGCUUCUCAAGCACGGUGCACGGGAUCCAAGCGGCAAGGCCCUGCUCUGUGCAACCCUCAGCGUUCGGAAUGAUGUGGUGACCACGAUCCUAGCACACACUGGGGUGCAUCCGGACCCUGAUUAUAUCAUUGGGGAGGAGUACCAGAAUAAAUUCAAGUUGUUUGUGACAGAGUUGACCCAUGUCUCGGAUGGAGAUGGUCAAUUCAAGCCCAAAACUGUUCGGGAGGUAGCGCUGAUUGCACGAUCCCGGGUCUUUGUGCAGGAAACAAAGAAGGACCACACUCGGAAAGGUAGCACCUACGAUCGCCGCAGAACUAUUGGCGGUCUCAGGAGGUUAGGAAGUACACACGGAAUGUUUGACACACCCAUCGCAAUUGAUUGGCAUGAUCAGAAUCUGAAUGACAUUGAUCCAGAGUGGUUGGUGGAGGCGGGUCUUCGAUUCAACAGCAUGCUGAGAACAUAUCCACUGGAUUCUGGCAUUCAUGUUGCUGUUGCUACUGUAACAAGGAUCGACAUAUCUGACAACUGUUUGAGCCACUUGCCUCUGUUCCUUUUCAAACUGCCAUCCUUGCAGCAGCUCAAUGCAUCCAAGAACAAGUUGUCCUAUCUUCCAGGGAUGGCAAGAAGUACUAGUCCAACAACCAGGACUUUCCAAACGAUAGAGGUGGACAUGACCUGGGACGCACCAAUGCUCCAAAGGAUUAAUCUCUCCCACAACCGUUUGGUCACACUGCCCCUACAGAUCUUCAUGCUGCCAGUCUUGGACUAUCUGAACAUGGAGAACAACCACCUGAGGGAGUUGCCAUUUGGGAUGUGGAUGGCUCCGAAGCUGAAGAUGCUCAACUUGUCUAGGAAUGUUCUAAAAGACCUGCCUUGUGUACUUUACAGCUCAUCUCAUCAUUACACUCCGACGACCUUUCGAGAGUUUGAGCGCAGGAGCCCCUCACUUUUGGACGAGGACCUGACAGUAGCUCAGAAACGGGACACCUUCCCUUUGCUGUCAAGGGAGUCAGAGAAGCCAGCAUCGGGAAAGAUUGCCCGUUGGUCUGAGGCAGCCCUUAAAUUUGGCAAGGCAGCCUUGAGGAUGAAGGACCUCUCCCGAGAUUCCAGCAACAUGGUUGUCAGCAUGUCUGGACUUGAGGCGAGUCUUGCACGCCUGGAUGUCUGCGGUAACUCACCUAGUGAGUCAACUGAAUCCUCAGACUCGGAGGUCUUUGAUGAUGGAGAGCAUUCGGAAAAAGGCUACUCUUUUGUUACUGUGCGUCGCUUUAGACUAUGCAGCACUGGAAGCAUUCAUGGAGAUAGUGCUGAAGAGGAAAAUGCCAACAUUGAUGAGAUGAACACCCUGGAAACACUAGACUUGUCUUACAACAAACUAACUCACGUCCCUCUUGGGUUGCCGUGUCUGGCUCCUAGACUCACAAAGCUUGUACUUUCCCACAACAAGAUCACAGACUUUGGUCCCAUGAAUAAGUAUCCCGUGGGUUUAAUGGAUCUGGAGCUGUCAUUCAACCGAAUCAAAGACAUGAGCAAUCCAGCUGGCCACCUACCUGUCCGGAACAAAUCUAAUGUCUUUAGACUCCUGCGCUCCAGUUCUGCUUAUGACCCCUCCAUAGGCAUGCCAGACAUGUGCUACAGCACCAAGUCUCAGCAAUUGUUAGCUGAGCAGGGUCUUCCGCAGGCUUCAAGUCGCCUGAGCCGAGAUUCCUCUCUCGUCUGCGGCUCACCAAAUUCUCCGAGUCUGCUUAGCCCCGUGGUGCAGUUCUGCAAACACCGGCGUCACCGCUUGUUGGCCACCUUGAGAACUUUAGAUCUGUCAAGUAACCAGAUCGCUCAGAUGGAUGUGAUUGCCAGAACAGUUUUGGGAAUGAGUAUGUCUGUUGAAGAAGAGACCCCAGGAACACCAGGAGAUUCCAGCGAAGAGGAUUCAAAGCCUCAGCCUUUACAGAGCAGAGGCAGUGACUUGGAAGUCACUCUUCUAUUCCCCAGUCUCAACGCUCUGUCCGUCGCCAAUAACAUGAUCGGAGAGGUCCCAACAGACAUACAGUAUCUCACUAAACUCUCCAGUCUCAAGCUCAAUGGCAAUGAGAGAAUCUCCACCCUGCCACCAGAGCUAGGACGCCUCAACAUGUAUGACUUGAAGGUUGACGGCUGCCGACUGACGGAACCCCUAGCCAGCAUGUUCAAGACAGAGCUGGUCAAGGAUGUACUGGGAUACCUACGCUCCAUUCUGGAUGAUGCCAAGCCAUACACAAGAAUGAAGCUGAUGUUCGUGGGCAAGGCUUGUAUUGGCAAGACAACACUCCUGAAUGAGCUGAGGAAGGAUGGUGCUGGCUCAACAUCAACACCUGAGACGUUUGCCGAGCGGCAGGGCAACACCAGCAUCGGCGGGAAGACGCUGAGAGGCAAGUACCUGUCGACUGUCGGAGUUGACGUCUGCGAAUGGACGUACAACAAGAAGAAGAGCAAAUAUGGAAAAGUCACAUUCAGCACCUGGGACUUUGGUGGUCAGGAGGAAUUCUACGCCACUCAUCAGUAUUUUCUGACCAAGCGCUCCCUCUACUUGGUACUCUUCAAGAUCACCGAUGGAAUGAGGAGCAUUAAUCAGAUACAACAAUGGCUGGUCAACAUCCAGGCUCGUGCACCAAAUUCGCCAGUCCUGCUGAUAGGCACCCACUACGACUUGGUCAUCCGGCCCAAGUCAAAAUAUUCCCGGGAUUACUGGCCGGACCUGAAACGGAAGAUCAUGGAGCGAUUCAUCCAGAUAGCUCAGCCCCAGGACGUGGGUCUUCCUAACGUCAUCGAUUGCAUCGAGAUAUGCUGCCUGCCCAUGUCCAAGAGCUACAACGUGGGAUACCUGAGGGAUAGGAUUUAUGAUGUCGCAUAUUCCCUUACAGAGGGUCGGGACAAAGAUCCGAUGCUGAUGCAGCGUGUGCCGACGUCUUACCUUGCUCUGGAGAAGGCUGUCAUGCAGAUCACAGCUGAGAUGAGAAGGGCUGGCACUGAACCGGUCUUACAUACCUUGGAGUACAGGACGGAGGUGACUCGAGUGAUGCUGGAAGAGUUUCAGGUGUCUUUCCAUGACAAAGAAGACCUGAUGCACGCCACGCGAUUCCUGCACAACAAUGGCAUUCUCUUGCACUACGAGGAUUCCAUGCUGAGUGAUUACUUCUUUCUGGACCCACAGUGGCUGUGCGACACCUUGGCCAAGAUUGUCACCAUCCCAGAGAUCAACCCGGACGUCAAGAAAGGUGUGAUGCUAAUCAAAGACCUUCAUCGUAAAUUCGAAGACUCCAGUGUCAAGAACUUCAUUUUGAAUCUGCUCAACAAGUGUGAGGUUGCAGUUACCUACGACAACGAGCACAUCCUUGUCCCCUCUCGACUGCCUGUGGAAGGGUUGGACAUGACCAUGAUCCCGCUGAUCAGGGAGAAAAUGGCCAGCUCAAAGGAAAGUGCUCGUGCAUACUCUCCUACAUCAUCUGGCUCUCCAUCUCCAAACCGCUGCUGGAACAGACGAGCGGUCCGUGGCGCCUCCCCAACCAGCACUUACCACUACCGCAAUUACAGCCCCUCCCCCACCUCCAUGCGUCGCAACCCCUUGGGGCUUAACAUCCCUGGAAGUUCUCUCAGCAAGGCCGAGAGUUCCUCCAUGCCCACCCUCAGCCAGCAGAUGCCCAACCAACACCGGGCUAACAACUGUUGCUCCUCGCCUCCGAGUUCCCUGACCUUCGCUGGAGCCCCAACAGACCAGGAAUCCAUGCCGACAGAGCCUGGCAGCAUAUCAUCCACACUGAACUCACUCAGCCACAGCUCUGGUGAUAUACCCUUAAACGGAAUCCAGAAUGUUGUGUCGGUCCAAGUGACUGAGGAGUUGACAUCAGAGCUAGACAACAUGGAAGUCAUACCAAUUCUGAAUCAUAAGGCAGCUAUUCGACGGCUGUACAUCCUCCAGUAUAUCCCAAGUGGUUUCUGGUCCCAUAUGAUCAGCCGGUUCCUGUCUGAUCAGACAUUCUGUAAGAUGGUACCAAUGCUUUACCCGCUUCCUGAGCGCCUCAAAGUUAUGAUGAGCCAGGCAGCUCUAGAUGCUUUGGAAACGAAAUACCAGUGGACUGUCUGGCAGACAGGUGUGGAGCUGCGCUUCUUUGGUGCCACCAUCUUCCACGUGAAGGAAAUCGUCAAGGAGACCAUCCUUACAAGCGUAUUUGAGCAAGACCGUCGACCGGAUUUCAUCAAGGUGGUGAAUCCUGAUGGUCAAGAGCCGGGUGGAGAUCGAGCAGUGUCCCUGACUCGCAGCGGGCAGCUAGAAAUCCUGAUCCCUAACCAGACCUUGAAGAUCAUUCAAACGGCCGACAAUGCCCCCAUAAUCAUUGAAGACUCGGUGGAGUCGGGCAUUGAGGCCUUAGAAGGCGAGCACAUUGAGAUUGCCAGCUCGCUCCAGGUGGCCUCUCGCCUCUUGUCUAGCAUCAUGGACUUGAUUGACACCUUGAUGGAAAACUUCUACCCCUCCAUCUGUGAGCCUCUUGGCAUUACCUUUCAGGGAGAGUUGUUCAUCACCAGACUGGUUCCCUGCAACCGCUGCUGGAGGGACUACAACAAAAUCAGUGUGGAUGAGCUGGACGAACAAGAGUGGGAGUUUGUCGAAAACUUUGACUGGGAUCAACGGCAGAGCCUCUUACCAGAAACACCUGUGCCACGGAAGCGGAGCCAACGAGGAUCCAACUUGUGCUGCGGUCUGUCCUGUACUGAUCAUAAUGGCGCUUACAGUGACUUCUCAGAGUACACAGAUCGCAACAACUCAUUGAGACCACGUGCUCGCCCAGUUGGGAGAAAGACCCGAGCAGUCAUCAGCCAUUCAAAAUCCUCGGAUCUGAGUGAGUCCUACAGCCAACUGGAUAUUCCGUUGGUAACUGACUUUCCUGAAGACCUGAUGUUCUCGGAGCAAGUCUCUGAUGUCAAACUGGACCUGAAGUUCACCAAUUCGGUUGAGAUGAUUCCAGAGAUGAUGGGAGAUGCCCAAGUCUAUGGGUUCCUGUUUGAGAUGCUGGUGAUGCAGGCUAUGAAAACGGAGGUAGUCACGUGCCCGAACCAUGGUCGGGUCAAGCUGAGCACCAUUGCCCCAGAUGUGGUGUUCCAUGACUUAGGCCCAGCCUUGCUGGUGAACCGUGCAGCCCUGGAGGUACGCCGCCUCUUAGGCAGUGGCACAUUCGGCCUGGUCUUCCAAGGCCAAACCUCCCGUGGCAGCCUUGAUACCAAGGUGCAGGUGGCCAUCAAGAUGCUUCAGCCCUUCCCGCCAGGCCAGGGGGUAGGCCAGACCGUCCGCCGGCGCUACGAAGUGGAGAACGCCAAGUGGCAGCGAGACCCACUGCGCUUCUCCUGCGAGGCUCUCCGCACAGCCCGCAAAGAGCUGUCCAUCAUGCUGAACCUGGACCACCCACAGAUCGUGCCUCUGAUUGGCUUCUGCCGUCAGCCCAUGAGCCUGAUCUUGGAGUUGGCCCCGGAGGGCGCGCUGGACUCCAAGCUGGAGGACUACAAGCGGGUCGGGGCAAGGUUGACACCCUGUACUCUGCAAAAGAUUGUUGUGCAGGUCUCCUCAGCAGUAGCCUAUCUCCACUUCAACGGUAUCAUCUACCGAGACCUAAAGGCCGAGAACGUCUUAGUCUGGCGCCUGCCUGCCCCUCACAGUGCUGACUCGGAUGUAAAGGUUAAGCUAGCAGACUAUGGCAUCAGUGUGACAGCUAUGCCGUCUGGCACCAAAGGGUAUGGAGGAACACCUGGAUACAUGGCUCCAGAGAUUGUGCAGUACGAUGGCAAGGAGAAAUAUACAGAGAAGGUGGAUUGCUUCUCCUUUGCCAUGUUCAUGUACGAGUUGAUGUCAGCCCAGCGGCCCUUUGAGAACCUGGUGGGCAAAGACUUUGGCCGUCUGUCCGAGAUCAUCAAACAACUGAUCAAAGAUGGACAGCGUCCUAUACUCACCAAAAAGGAGAAGCUGUAUCCGACGUACAUGGUAGACCUGAUGGCGUGGUGCUGGGCCCAAAACUCCCGCGACCGUCCGAGCAUGGAGCAGAUCAACGCCAUAGCACAGAUGCCCGAGUUUCCCAAUCUGAAGGAGAUCAUGUCGCCACAGGACAAUGAGAAGGUGACGUGUGCCUGCGCGCCGUCGGUACUGAUGAAUGGCAUGACAGAUUCAGACAGUGGUGAUCUAGGUACCAUCCAUCCCUGCGUGUGGCUGGCCCAGAGCAUCGACAAGAACGGGCUGGGCAACCCGGACGAGGCCUCGGUCCUGGUCCUGAAUGUGGACCGCAGUCCGGGAGACAGCAGCAACUGUGUUAAAUUCAACGUCAGUGGCGGCUGUGUGGAGUGUAUGUGUGCUGUGGCAGACACGAUGUGGCUUGGUCUGACGUCCGGAGCGAUUGCUGUGUACGGAGCUAUUCACAACGCCUACCAGGAACUCUGCCCAGUGUUCACCCUCCCUCUGUGCCUGGGCAAAGUGCAGGUGCCAAAGUCCAUGGUGCACAUCAGUUUCCAGAGGGAGGUGGUGGUAGCAAUCGACCACCGCAUCAUCGUGGUCUCGGAGGACCGGGGACUGCCCAGCCAGUCGGUGAUGCUGAAGUACGUGGAGUUUAGCCGGGAGGUUUUCACGCUGGCUGUGGUGCCGGCAUUCAAUGCCAAUGGAGACAAAUCUUUUGAGAUUUGGUGCGGCCAGGCUGAAGGUAAUAUCGACAUUGUCAACGCCAGCAACCUGUCCAUUACCAAGAGGGAUCUGAACCACCAAGAGGCACUGGACUGCGUGGGCAAAGUGUCGCGCCUGGUGACCUAUGACCUGGACAUCAUGGAGGAGAUGAAGUUGCAUCACAUCUGGUCGUGCGUGCAGCCAGGUCCCUUCAUUUACAAGUGGAAUGUGAAGUCCAAGAAGAUUGAGGGGAUUCUGGAUGUCAUCACAGCCCUGGCUACAUGCCGGUCAAAUCCCAAGCCACGCGGCCGGACAAACCUCAGACCGAUGAGUGCCAUUAGGAAUCAGGUCUCCUCCUUAGCCCUCUUCCGCCAGUACCUCUACAUUGGCGUCUCAUCCGGCAACCUUCUCGUAGCCGACCCCCACUCCCUGAAACCCCUCUGCGUCAUCAACUGCCAUGAGGGACCCGUCCGCAACAUCAUCCCCGUGGCAACAGAGCUCUGGGCUCCCUCGGGGAUGCGGGAAGAUGAAGCCGCGGUAGAGGAAGUGGGAGGCCAGGACGGUGCGGUGGUGGUGACUGUCGGCCGGGGUUUCAACGACCUCAUCGGUGGUUACCCCAACUCGCCCUCCAGGGUCAAAGGUCAGGAGCGGUUGGAGUGGUACUUCCUGCUGUGGGAGACGGGCAACUGGGAGCAGGGAUGCCUGCCGGGGACCAGGGGGAUCGGCCCGAUAGGUGCGGUGGAGAAAACCCCACGAGUGUAGAGUGAAUGUGAAAGAGCGCCCUCUGUUGUCAGAGAUGAUGCAGCAUCAUGAUAAUUUGCCCACCUGUAAAAUAACAUCAAGUGACUGUCAAGUCGUUUUUUUUUAUUUUGGUAUGGCUGAAUGAAAUGUCAUUAAAAUAUUAUUUUGAAUUAUUUUAUUAUAUUUUGAAUGUAUAAUAGAAUAUAUUUUUCAUAACUUGAAAUGCUGUUUUUGUGUAAUUGUUAAAAAAACAUGUAGUCAAUUGCAUUUUUAAAAUCCAGUCUUGGUUUUUCUUGAACAAUUUUUAUGCUGGGAAUAUAAUAUCUUGCCUAUUAUAUGUUCAGUUUUGCAAUAAAUUCCUGAUGCCUGUUAAUAACCUGUACUGUCAUUGGCACAAUUAAUGUCAAUGCAUCAGUAUGGAGGAUAAAGAUAUACAUUUUUGCAUAAAUAUAAUAUAAAUCAAGUCUGUCCCGAGCCAAUGUGGCUCAUCAGGCCGGCGUUUAUCUCCGGUUUCAGUAGCAUGAAACGACUGAGAA
Molecule: messenger RNA, 10138 nt
Organism: Patiria miniata (bat star)
Lineage: Eukaryota; Metazoa; Echinodermata; Asteroidea; Valvatida; Asterinidae
Product: leucine-rich repeat serine/threonine-protein kinase 1-like
Exons: 28
Coding region: 765-9623 (2952 amino acids)
Biological process (GO): protein phosphorylation
Molecular function (GO): ATP binding; protein kinase activity; protein binding
Source: RefSeq, a predicted model, not a curated record